AUGGCAGCGGGACAGGGGGACACAACAAAGAUCAUCGGCAGGGAAGGCAAGAUCGCCGUCAACACUCAGUCCAUGCUGAACCGGGUGAAUAUGUACGAGUCGACGGGCAUCAGGAGAGAGAUUCCGCCUGACUACUAUGGGAGGUUCAAGGAGGCGUUCAUCACGGAGGCCAACGAGUUCACGGCGUGCUGCUUGGACGACACAACCCCGCCUAAGGAGAGCCUGGGUACUGGGAGGAAAAUCGAGUUCGACGAGUCUGGAAAUCGGACGCAGAGGGGUCGCUUGUGA
Messenger RNA from Anthostomella pinea, 288 nucleotides. The record is from the annotation of a GenBank genome assembly. NCBI's taxonomy places the organism in Eukaryota, Fungi, Ascomycota, Sordariomycetes, Xylariales, Xylariaceae.